AUGCCAGACAAGAGGAGGAAAAAUGAUGUUGUCAGAUCAGAGGCAUAUCCUAAGUCUGAAUAUAAUCCUAGUCGUGAUGGUUUGGAUGGUGAUGGCCGCAUUAGUAUUGAAGAUAUUCUGGACCCACUUCAUGGAAAGUCUGGCUUCAGCAAACUUAGGAAGAUCAUGCAUCAAAUGGAGAGAAGAGAUUGGAGAGGAAGACAACUUAUGAACAAUCAAAGAAGGACAUCUCCAAAUAUUGAUUUGGGAUUUUCAACUGUAGGGGCAAUAACGUCUGAAUUUGAUCCUAUAACUGAUUUAGAGAAGAAAAUUGCUUCCCUGGUAAAUGAUAACGAGGUUUUUACUAACACAGUGGAAUGUAGUUUGAUAGUUUGCUGUGAAGGAUCACCAGACCGUCUUGCUAGAAUGCACAUUCUUCUUUUUUGUCAUGAAAUGAAGGCAAAACGUGUCAAAAAGAUAAAGUCUAGAACAUAUCAUCAGUUGUUAACAAAAGACAGGUUUAAAGCUGUCGUGACUGUAAUGGAAAUAGAUCCAGAAGCUGCAAAAGAACUUGUAAUGAAGCAAGAGUUCAAAAGGGCUGAGGUAACUUGUGAGAAUUCACAAUGGGAACGUUUGACGUUGAAGCACAAGAACAACUCCAAAUGGGCGAAACACAUAUUGAAGCGUGGUUUGGAUGUCCAAGAUGAAGGAACUCGUGUUGAUGUAGCCGAACAGCUACGUCAACAUGCUCUUUUGACUAGAAAAAUAAAUUCUAUGAAGGAAAAUAGUAGCUAUGAUGACAGCAGCAACGAAGAUGAUGGCGAUGAAACUUCAGAUGGUUCAAAUGAGACUAGUGCAUCAAAAUUGUCAGAGAAGGCAAAAGAGAAGACACUUGGAGUUUUAGAAGAAAUUGAUGAAAUGCCUAAAUCGGGAGUGCUUUCUUUACCUUUCAUAGUAUGGGGGUUGAAAAAGAGAAAAGAGGCGGCCGAUGAGGAAAUGAAGCUUGUUUUGCAGGAGUAUGAGUCAUCAUUGAAACAAAUGGAGGAUAAGAGUGAGACCGAAAGUUUAAUGACAGGAACUUCAAGUGGUAGGAUGGUUUUUGGUGCUCCUAAAAAGAAGGUUCAAGAAUCCAGUAAAAAGAUUGAAUCAGAUUAUAAUAAUAAGAGUGAUAGUGAAGUUGACUUUGAGGCCAAAGAAGAUGUUGAUGUUGGGUAUGCCAAAAGUGAUUAUUCUCAGAAAGAUGUUGACAUUGAUCCUGAUGUACUUCGCGAAUAG
This is a messenger RNA of Ilex paraguariensis (yerba mate), 1254 nucleotides long. The record is from the annotation of a GenBank genome assembly. NCBI's taxonomy places the organism in Eukaryota, Viridiplantae, Streptophyta, Magnoliopsida, Aquifoliales, Aquifoliaceae.